Messenger RNA from Helianthus annuus (common sunflower), 3448 nucleotides. RefSeq names its product leucine-rich repeat receptor-like serine/threonine-protein kinase BAM1. Bases 140 to 3196 code for a protein of 1018 amino acids. The record is from RefSeq and is a predicted model, not a curated record. NCBI's taxonomy places the organism in Eukaryota, Viridiplantae, Streptophyta, Magnoliopsida, Asterales, Asteraceae. Gene Ontology annotation, cellular component: plasma membrane. The transcript is spliced from 2 exons. Gene Ontology annotation, molecular function: ATP binding; protein kinase activity; receptor serine/threonine kinase binding. Gene Ontology annotation, biological process: hormone-mediated signaling pathway; protein phosphorylation.
AUCACACCAAACAUCAUUCACACACACAGAAACUUCACUCUCUCUCUACUCCACCCACCCCCUUCUUCUUCUUCUCCUUCAUCUUCCUGCAACUUCUCUCUCUCUACAAUCUCACUGUGUGAGAGAGAAACACACACAAAUGAGGUUCCUCUACCUUAUCCUCCUCCUACAACUCAUCUCCACCACCAUCACCACCACCACCAAACCCCACCGGUUACCGGAACACAAAGCACUCUUAUCAAUCAAAUCCAAAAUCACCGACGACCCACAAUCGUCCCUCUCCACCUGGAACAUUUCCACGUCACACUGCACCUGGUCCGGCGUCACGUGCGACUCUCUCCGUCACGUCACCGAUCUCAACCUCUCCGGCCUCAAUCUCACCGGCACCCUCUCCUCCGACAUCCACCACCUCCAGAGCCUCGUCAACCUCUCCCUCGCCUCCAACAACUUCGGCGGCCCUAUUCCGCCGGAGAUCUCGCUCAUAUCCGGUCUCAUUCAACUCAAUCUUUCAAACAACAUUUUCAACGAAACCUUCCCGCCGGAACUUUCUAACCUGAAGCUUCUACAACUCCUUGACCUGUAUAACAACAACAUGACCGGAGAUCUACCGGUCGCCGUCGCUGAAAUGACGAGCUUACGUCAUUUACAUCUCGGCGGUAACUACUUCUCCGGCGUCAUUCCUCCGGCGUACGGUAAACUCCCGGCGUUAGAAUACCUAGCCGUUUCCGGUAACGAACUCACCGGACCUAUUCCGCCGGAGAUCGGAAACAUAUCGACAUUACAACAACUGUAUCUAGGUUAUUACAACACUUACACCGGCGGUAUACCGCCGGAAAUCGGUAACUUAACUAACUUAGUCCGGUUAGAUGCCGCUAACUGCGGGUUAACCGGUGAAGUUCCUCGUGAAUUUGAGAAACUAACUAAUCUAGAUACGUUGUUUCUUCAAGUUAACGGACUCACCGGUUCUCUAACUCGAGAACUCGGAUACUUGAAAAGUUUAAAAUCAAUGGACCUGUCUAACAACAUGUUCACCGGUGAGAUUCCGGACUCGUUCCGGAAUCUCACCAACUUGACUUUGUUGAACUUGUUUCGCAAUAAACUUCACGGUUCGAUUCCGGAGUUCAUCGGUGAGCUUCCGAAGCUAGAGGUGUUGCAGCUAUGGGAGAAUAACUUCACUGGCAGCAUCCCGCCCGGUCUUGGGUUAAACGGAAGGUUGAAGUUCCUUGAUCUGAGUUCCAACAAGCUUACCGGUGCACUUCCUGCUGGUUUAUGCACCGGAAACAACCUUGAAACGGUUAUUGUGUUGGGUAACUUUCUGUUUGGACCCAUCCCGGAGGCUUUAGGGGAAUGUAAGUCUUUGUAUCGAAUCCGAAUGGGGGAGAAUUUCCUCAACGGUUCGAUUCCUAAAGGGCUUUUUAGUUUGCCUGAUUUGUCACAGGUUGAGCUGCAGAAUAACUUUCUGUCUGGGGAGCUACCGGUUAGUGAGUCGGUUUCGGUUAAUCUCGGUCAGCUUAGUUUGUCGAAUAAUCGGUUGACCGGUCCGUUACCGGCUACUAUUAGUAAGUUUUCUGGUGUGCAGAAGCUUUUGCUUGAUGGUAAUAUGUUUUCUGGGAGUAUUCCUGGUGAGAUUGGGAAGCUCCAGCAGCUUUCCAAGAUUGAUUUUAGUCAUAAUAAUUUGUCGGGCGAGAUUGCACCUGAGAUUAGUCGGUGUAAGCUGUUGACGUAUGUCGAUCUUAGUCGAAACCAGCUGUCGGGUGAGAUCCCGACCGAGAUUACGGACAUGCAUAUAUUGAAUUACUUGAAUCUAUCGCGUAAUGAAUUGGUUGGCAGCAUUCCGACGUCUAUUGCUUCAAUGCAAAGCUUGACGUCGGUUGAUUUUUCGUAUAACAAUCUGUCGGGUUUGGUUCCGGGUACUGGUCAGUUCAGUUACUUCAAUUACACAUCCUUUUUGGGGAAUUCGGAUCUUUGUGGACCGUAUUUAGGACCAUGCAAAGAAGGGGUUGCAGACGGUACUCAUCAACCGCAUUCGAAAGGACCGCUUUCCGCUUCAGUGAAGCUGCUGCUUGUUAUCGGCCUGCUUCUUUGCUCCAUUGCAUUUGCCGUUGCAGCGAUCAUCAAAGCACGAUCUAUAAAGAAAGCAAGCAAAGCUCGCGCGUGGAAGCUCACUGCUUUCCAGCGGUUAGACUUCACUUGUGACGAUGUUCUCGAUAGUUUGAAAGAAGAUAACAUAAUCGGGAAAGGCGGGGCCGGGAUCGUUUACAAAGGCGUGAUGCCGAACAACGAGAUCGUUGCAGUCAAACGACUUCCGGCAAUGAGCCGUGGUUCAUCGCAUGACCACGGGUUCAAUGCAGAGAUUCAGACUUUAGGGAGGAUUCGACACCGACAUAUUGUUCGAUUGUUAGGGUUUUGCUCUAACCAUGAGACAAAUCUGUUGGUUUACGAGUACAUGCCGAAUGGGAGUUUAGGUGAAAUGCUUCAUGGAAAGAAAGGAGGCCAUCUGCAUUGGGAUACAAGGUAUAAGAUUGCCGUUGAAGCCGCAAAGGGUCUUUGCUACUUGCAUCAUGAUUGUUCGCCGUUGAUUCUCCACCGCGACGUGAAGUCAAACAACAUACUUUUGGACUUUGAUUUCGAAGCGCAUGUCGCCGAUUUCGGGCUUGCUAAGUUCUUGCAGGAUUCCGGUACUUCAGAAUGCAUGUCCGCUAUCGCCGGUUCUUACGGCUACAUAGCCCCAGAAUAUGCUUACACACUUAAGGUUGAUGAAAAGAGUGACGUGUACAGUUUCGGUGUGGUUCUGUUGGAACUGGUAACGGGGAGGAAACCGGUCGGUGAGUUUGGGGAUGGGGUGGAUAUUGUACAAUGGGUUAGAAAGAUGACAGAUGGAAACAAGGAAGGUGUUGUUCAAAUCCUGGAUCCUCGGUUGUCGACGGUUCCGAUCCACGAGGUGAUGCACUUGUUCUACGUCGGAAUGUUGUGUGUUGAAGAACAGGCGGUUGAGCGUCCGACCAUGAGAGAAGUUGUUCAGAUGUUAACAGAGCUUCCGAAGCCUCCGAAUUCCAAGUCGGGAGAUGGGGAUUCCACCGCCACGGUUGCCGCUACUACGGUUGAUAUUCCUCCAUCACCCGCUGUGGAAUCUCCGACGAGAGGUGGUAAAGAUGACCAAGAACAAAAGCAGACACAUGAUCUUCUAAGCAUAUGAAAACAAGAGUGUUUGAUCUGAAAGCUGUAUGAAUUGGUUAUUUGGGGUUAGUUUUAAGUUUCUUUUUUAGUUUUUAAUGUUGAAGUAUCUAACUAUUAAGGUUGUUUUGGUAUGUAAUAUGUGCAUGGUAAGAUUGGUUUGUUGGGAGAUUUAAGUAAGGUUAAUGUAACUCUUCUCUUUAUGUUUUUCUUUCUAUGAAAGUAUGGAAACAUGCAAAUGCCAUGGUGGAACAACUCACAUGGUAAAAUGGUA